GUAAAAUUUAUUUAUGCAUAAACUGACUUAAAGAUUUAUAAUAGAAAUACCAGACCAUGAGUAUAAUGAAGGGAAGGUUUUCUAUUUGAUAAGAACAACAAAUAUAGAGACUAAUAUUACAAAAGAAGUGAAAAAAAGAUAUUCAGAAUUAGAGUUGAUUCAUUCAAAAAUUAUAGAUUGGAUAAAUAUUUUUAAAAUGAAUAUUCCUUAACUAAACUUUCCAAAAAAAAAAAUACUAUUCUCAACUAAUAUAUCAGAGGAAAAAAUCAUUAAUAGGGUAUUUAAAUUUAUUUAUUUAAGAGAACAGAACUUCAAAUAUACUUAAAUGAUGUUUUCUAGCAUUCAGAUCUCUAUGUGUUAGAUGCUCUUUAAGAAUUUAUGCCUCUCGAGAAGAACUAAAAUUUAUAAGAAUCAAAGUUAACUAAUACAAAUACAAAAUCAAAUAUGUAUUGGUCAGAAAUCGAAGAAUUGAAAAAGUCAUAUUUAGCUAAGCAUGAAAAUCAAGUUUUUUCUUUAUCUUAAUCGAAAUAGUUCUAUGAAAACAAGUAAUUAAAAUAUAUUAUCUUAUUUAGAUAGUAAUAUACUUUCAAAUUUGAAGAUCAUAAAAUAUAUAACAAUUUUGCUAUAUAUAUGAUUUCUAUUAAUGAUCAUCUAACAGGAAAAAAUUGGAAAUUUAGUUAAAGAUAUAAAGAUCUAAGAGAGUAUGAUCAUUAGUUAAGAAAAAUGUAAUUGCCAUUUGUGUUACCUGAAUUCCCAGAAAAGAAAUUUAUUAAUUUAGAUGGUGAUUCUGAUUUAUCAGAAAGAAAAAUAGAGUUAGAAAACUAUCUAAAUUAAUUAUUUAAGUAUAAAAAUAUUUUAAUAUAAAGAUAUCCAGAAAUAGUUAAAAGUGAUGCAAUGGUGUUUUUCAUAAUAAAAAGUUAAUUAUAUUGUAAUGAAAUUGGUUGCAGAUCUAAUGGUUAAUUUAAAAAUUUAGAAUUCGUAAGAGUGAAAAGUAAAUCUAACGUAAUUAAUCAAAAAAUCAAUGAGGAAAUAAAGAUUCCUAGAAAAAUUACUUGUUGA
Molecule: messenger RNA, 1059 nt
Organism: Paramecium sonneborni
Lineage: Eukaryota; Ciliophora; Oligohymenophorea; Peniculida; Parameciidae
Source: the annotation of a GenBank genome assembly